AUUACUUUUAUUUACUGGUCUGUAGUCAUCAUGUAAACUCAAACUUUUACGUUAUUUUCGAAAUGAGUGUUAGAAAUGGCAGUCCAAAUUGUAAUAAAAAAUCAACUCCUCCUACGAAAGAAAGAGUUCGAAAUCCGUUUGAUAAAGUUUUAAUUGAAAGGUUACACAAUCCAAUAUGCAGUCCGGGAAUGUGCAAAAUCUACAAAAAACAAAAAAAUGGUUCAUUCCGAUGGGACAUCGACCAAGCAUGUACAUUGUUACCAGCUGAUAUUGUUGCAUGCAGUAGCCAGUUCGAACCUACGCCAGAUCCUGUUUUAGAGAAGAUUGCAGAGGAUGCAAACGAAAAAUUUUUUUCUCAAGAAAUGGUUGUUCCAAGUCCAUUAGAAGUAUCCAAAAAAAUUAAACCACUUCUAUCAUCAUCAACUGAGAGUAACUUAAUUAUUACCAGUUUAAUAAGUGACAAGACUGUCCAAGUAAGAGAUUUUUCAGCGCAGACAGUGCUCUCUCUACCACCAGAACUCCCUCCUGAAAUUGAAUCAAUAUUACAACAAUUCUGUACUUUUACACAGGACCAGGACUUAUCUGGUGAAUACGAAAUCACUGCCAAUGGGUCGCUAAGAAGGCAGUUAAUCUUCGAAGAGCACAGCGAUAUGGAUCAUGAUGACUCCGAGCAAACUGAUGACGAAAUCCACAUAGAACAACGUCCACCAUCCAGUUUUGAGAGCCACACUCCUGUCACAGUUAGUCCUGAUUUAUCGUGCGAUGUAGUGGCAAAGGGCAUGAAGCGGACGUUUGGCACACCGCUACACAAAGGUCAAAGUGACAGAAAACCAUGCUAUCGCAACAAAAUACUGGAUAUGGUGGACUUCGGGGAACCUUGUUUCAGCCCCAUAGAGUUUCGGACGCCGAAGCGUAACCAGACGUCCACUACGUCAUCUUCAUUGGCAUCUGUAUCAAUAUCUCCUGUUACUAAGGCUAUUUCCAGUGAUGAGAAAAACAAUUUCACAUCGCCGGAAUCCGAAGCUAUGGCGACUUGUCUCGACUGCGUUGUUUCUUCGUCGAGUAGUAACGCAAAGGCUGCAUGCUUUUGUAACAUCGCGCCGACUAAAUCGAUUGUAAAAAGAAGCACUUCCCUCAAAGACUCUCCCCGACAAAGCAAAAGGGGCUCUUUCUCGGAAAAACGAAGUCAAAGUAUGUCGAGUUUGAAUCGGAGUCGCUCAGUUCAGAAAUUAGACUUCAGCAUGGAUAUGAGCAUUGAUGGCUCUCUUCAUAAUAUUUCUCAAGCGGAUUCCGAGAGCUCUCCAAAAGCAAAACAAGUAACUUGGUCCAUAGAAGAGGAUACCAGUGUACAAACAUUAGUUAAAACUGAAACAGCGCAAUCACCCGAAAUACAGUCUUCCACUCAAAUAAUUAGUGUUAAUAACUUACUUGACGAAACACCCAUAAAGGGUAAACACAAGAAAAGUAUACUAUCACAUGAGAUAAGUAAAAUUCGAGCACCCAUAGGCGUAAGUCCAGUGAAUAUGUCUUUAGAUAGUAGCUUAGAAAAUUUUGAUAUACCUCUAUGCAUGGAGCAAAAGAAGAUAGACUUCAACAGCAUUGAUCUCAAACUAUUGACUGACAACGUUUCUCAAUUUGACUACAACUCGAAUGGUACUCGUGUUGGCGAGAGUUCGUCGAGUUUCAAGAGACUCGAUAGCGGCUAUAAUGAGAACACAUUCUACGCUUCUAGUUAUUAUGAAAGUGCCAUAAAACCCUCAGAGUUGACUGUUACAAAUCCAAAGAUUAAUACGACAGCUUUAAAAGAAAUAUCUAAUAUUAACUGGAUGAGAGUGGACAGUGGGUUCAAAGACGAGACUUCCACCGACAGCAUGCAAUUUUACUCUAAUGACAGCACAAACAAGAAGAUAUUUCGGUUUUCCGAAGCGAAACUACCGGACAAGGAGAAUAUGGAGGAGUAUGAAAAGUUCCUAACCCACACAUCGAGUAACAAUGAAGCUAUAUCUAUGUCUGAUAUAUUUACCGAUGACAUGACGUUCAAUUGCAACUUUUCAUCGACACCAUCCAAGAAUAAGUCCCGCAAUGUUAAUAAUUAGUUUGAUUCACUCGCCAUUGAGGGUAUAUUUUUAGGAAAUUAUGAAUUUUGUAUGCAUUUAUUAGCUUUAGUUAAUAUUCUGGGAGAGUUUUAGCAAUUUUUGAUGGGUGUUUUGAAGUUGAAAUUUUGUAUGGCUUUCCGCGUAACUUAAGUGCUGCCAACUGUCGGAUAUAUCACAUUGUUUUAUUCGAUGGCAUUUAAAAUAAGAUGCAGUGUAGUUUUUGGAUUCAAACAUAAAUCAAUUCUGGCUUUCCGCAAGAUAACUUUAAACUCGCCUGCCACUUGUUUUUGUUUGUUUGUUUUAAGUCUUUAUUGCACACACACAUUUUAUAUAAAUUAAACACAAAUACAGAAGAAACUUAAAAUAAUAAAAAUAAAAUAGAGCGUGCAAAGGCGGUCUUAUCACUAAAGCGAUUCUCUUCUCUUCUCUUGUUUUAUUACAAUAUACAUUUUUUCAGCAAUUUCUAAUUAAAUCGUAAAAUGAAAAUACUAUUAAAAAAAUCAUAACGACCUUCAAAUAACUGCUUACGGGCCAUUAGGUCUUGUUUGCCAUACUUACUAUUGCACCAGGAAUGAUAGGUUCCCGUGUUUAUGAAGUUUAAUUGUUUCUAUGACACCCCUAAAAAUUGUUUACGCCUCUUGGGCAAGUGGCGUGCACUUUAUACAUUUAUAAUAUAGGAUAUAAUAUUCCAUAUGUUUAUGAAUGCUAAAUGUUGGAAUAAUUUGAUAAGUGUGCAUUAUGCAGUUCAAAUUAACACACAGGCUUGUCCAGGUUGACAUUAUUACAUACGAGUAGUAGAGUCACUUCAUACGUACACAAAAGCGCUGCCUACCCAAAAUUUAAACUCUUGUAGGAGGGGGAUUUUCAAUUGUACGCCUUAUCCCAGCCUUAUGACCCUGGUCAAAAGCGAUGUGAACGCCACCGCUUAAGAGAUAUAAUUAAUAGUUUCGUACAUGAACUUAAAAUUAUUAUUUUAAGAUUUUAUAUCUUCCUGAAUGCAAAAUAAACAAGAUAUUUAAAUUACUUACCACUGUGUCUCAUCAAGAGUUAUUUUUAGGAAAAUUGCUUAUUUUUUAUUUUCUAUUUUCUAUUUUUAAGUAGUAUAAAUUAUGUGGAGGCAAUACCGAUAUAUUAUGCCUAAAUAAUAUUAUUAUUGCCUUUUAUUAAGUACACGCCACUGUAGGGUAUUUUAUGAUUAAUUUUGAUGCGGAUCCACUAUUGUGGAUUUUUAUUUAAUAACAUUAAAUAUGUGACUUACAUAAUGCAUGAAAUUAUUGUUUUUGAA
This is a messenger RNA of Pararge aegeria (speckled wood butterfly), 3381 nucleotides long. It is a transcript of the gene bora, whose product is annotated as protein aurora borealis. The record is from RefSeq and is a predicted model, not a curated record. The transcript has 8 exons. Gene Ontology annotation, cellular component: cytoplasm; nucleus. Lineage: Eukaryota; Metazoa; Arthropoda; Insecta; Lepidoptera; Nymphalidae. Bases 63 to 2096 code for a protein of 677 amino acids. Gene Ontology annotation, molecular function: protein kinase binding. Gene Ontology annotation, biological process: activation of protein kinase activity; regulation of mitotic spindle organization; regulation of mitotic nuclear division.